AUGCCACCCCUCUCACCUGCCGCCUCUUCUCCAUCCUGCGAACACACUCCACCUCAAUGCUGUGCGUCAGCACCUCUGCGCCAGCAUCCCACCCUCCAACGUCCUUACUUCCAUCCUCGAGCCAUGCAAGCACAGCUUUUUCAUGCUGUCCAUACGCUCCUUCGUGCUGCCGCAGCUGCCACCACAACCAUUGCGAACGCGCACCGAGCGUGUCUCUUAUUUGAUUCACGAGAGAAAAUCGCGACGACAGAUGUAUGCCUUCCCUCUGCUACUGCACGUACUGCACGGCAUAUGAGUGACGUGAAAGUCAUGGGGGAUCGGUCGAGUAUGGAAAAAACCGGCACUUCAAGCCUUCGAUUUACUAGGAACGGUAUGAAGCCUGUGAAAAUGGAGAAACAUUUGCCAUGCAUAAUGCAUGGUAUGGGAAUAGCUACCUCCCUGGAAUCUAAGCUAGACUGCGACAAGGUCGAUCACAGACCGAGGGGGUCCAUGCACACCACAUCAUGUGGUCACCACAUCAUGUGGUAUGCAUCUGCAUCGUCAACUGCCCCUGCAGCGUCGUCUCAAGACCUAGUUACUCGUCCUUAG
This is a messenger RNA of Chondrus crispus (carragheen), 588 nucleotides long. RefSeq lists its product as hypothetical. Lineage: Eukaryota; Rhodophyta; Florideophyceae; Gigartinales; Gigartinaceae. The transcript has a single exon. Bases 1 to 588 code for a protein of 195 amino acids. The record is from RefSeq and is a predicted model, not a curated record.